Molecule: messenger RNA, 1615 nt
Organism: Papilio xuthus (Asian swallowtail)
Lineage: Eukaryota; Metazoa; Arthropoda; Insecta; Lepidoptera; Papilionidae
Product: macrophage mannose receptor 1
Exons: 7
Coding region: 70-1446 (458 amino acids)
Source: RefSeq, a predicted model, not a curated record
UGCACACAGUUGUGAAUUAUCAUUCGUGUUCGAAACUCGCUAAUUUAUUGCAGUAAAUGCUUUUUUAAAAUGAAACGAAGUGUCUAUUUGUUAAUUUUCAUGUUCGUGUCAUGUUAUGGACGAGACACUUUAUCUUAUACAUAUAAUAAUACUAAGUACAAAAUAUACUCACGGCAUUUGCAAUGGAGUGCUGCAUUGGAAUCAUGCGCUUCAAAAGGAUUGGAAUUGUUCUAUCCGAAAAAUCAGAAUGAAUUAAAUGUAGCUAAAAAGCUUAUGAAGGAGAUGGAAUUGAAAUACAUCUUUGUUGGUAUCACUUCUGAAAAUUUUAAUGGCGUAUUUACGACAAUUUACGGAAAAAAUAUGAGCGAUGUUUACGGUAAGUGGGGCACAGGAGAGCCAAAUAACGCAGGAGGACAAGAGGAGUGCGUGGUGCUAAGAGCUGAUGGCACAUACAAUGACGACAAUUGUUCACAUGUAUUUCCAUAUAUUUGCAAAGAACAUGAGUCACAAUUCGAUGUGGUUAACAGCGAUAUUAGUGUUCCAGCAUCGAAAUCGAAGGAAAUAUUUUUUAGAAACGAUUACAAAUAUUUGAAACACAAAGAUAGUUUCUAUAAAGCACAUCCAGUGCCAAUGCAAUGGGAAAGUGCGAGACGGAAAUGUAUUAUGGAAGGUGCAUCGCUUUUUUACCCUGAAGACGAGGACGAAGUUCACGAAGUGACUCGCUAUCUGAACCAGACUCAGCCGUGGUUCCAAUAUAUGUUUGUUGGUAUAUCUACGCGGUUAGCUAGUGGAUUGUACAUGACAGUCGAUGGAGAACCUAUCCGUAACGUGUUUAAUGAGUGGUACAGGAAGGUACCGAGUGGUGCCAAUGGAAGAAAUAGUUGCGUCACAUUGUCGCGCGAAGGUUUCUUGAAUGACAUCAAAUGUUCCGAAGAGCGACCGUUCGUAUGCAAAAAGAAAGCGUCCUCAAUAGAGUGGAGCAAAGAUUGUGACGUUCCUUACAAAGAUUACAUAUACAACGCUGAUACGGGCAGUUGUUACAAAUUUCAUUUGCAACGAUUGAACUGGAGGGAGGCGGUUGAAGCGUGCGACGACGAGCAAGCAAAAUUAGCGAUUAUCAAUACCGUGGAGGAAGCUAAUUAUCUCGUCAACAUAUCAAACAAUACCCCUAAGGAUAUGGUGCGAGGGUGGUACUUGUGUCCCUAUGUACAUUUAGGAUACAAUUAUGAUGCUACUGAAAAUGACUGGAGAACGAUUACAGGGGAAUCCUUGCAGAAAGCGGGAUACUCGGUAUGGGAUGACUAUCAGGUUGACGGUGAAGGAGAGAGAUGUGGCGCCAUGCUCUACAACGGGCGUUUGAAUGACGUCAACUGCGAAAACCUUAAAUGUUUUUUCGUUUGCGAGAUUGAGAAAGGCCAUAAUAUGACUGCAUAUAUAAGAAGAUAAGCGACUGAAACUAAGUUGUGUAAAUUAAUAAUAAUUCUUGAUUGGAAUGUCAAUAGAUAUAGUAAGAUGUAACUUUGAGUACGCAUCUCAUAAAUUAAGCAAUCUGUGAACUUCAUUUGGUAUAAGCGUUUUAUAAAACAUUAAAUAUAUUACGUAAGUAAAAUAUAUA